GCCUCAGCUGGCCACGCCCCCGGCCCGGUCCGCUCCGACCCCGAAUUGGGUCCCUCCGCCGUCCGCGCGCGCCGCUUCGGUCCGCUCUCGAAUUGGUCCCGCUUUCCCCUGGCGGCGCGCGUCGCUUCGGUCCGCCCGCAAUUGGUUCCGCGCCCGGGUAGGUGCGCGCGGGUCCCCGCGGUGCGCCUCGCUCAGCCGGGGGGACGGGGCGGCGGAGGACGUGUAGUGUGAGCCGGGGCCCCCUCCCCUCCCCGGCCCGCCUGCCCCAGUGCCCGCCUGGCACCGCUCUGCUCACAGCAGCUGCGAGCGCCUUGUGAGAGCGGGUCGCGGACGGCCGGAGCAGGCGUUGUGUGCGACACAGCCCGGCCGGGGCCUGGCUGACACGCGGCCCCCGGCGCAGCCACUCGGGAUGCGUGCCACGUGCAGGCAGGGCCCAGCCUGCCUGGAGCAGCUGCCAGGAAACCAUUACACAUGUCUGCACAUUGGACACUUGGACACCUAAUGAGAAGGGAUGGCUGUUACUCUGCACACUGAUGUGGGAGAUAUUAAAAUAGAGCUGUUCUGUGAACGAACUCCUAAGGCUUGUGAAAAUUUCCUGGCUCUUUGUGCUAGUAACUACUACAACGGCUGCAUAUUUCAUCGGAAUAUUAAGGGCUUCAUGGUACAAACAGGGGAUCCAGCAGGCUCUGGGAAAGGAGGUAGCAGUAUCUGGGGCAGGAAAUUUGAAGAUGAAUUCAGUGAAUACCUAAAGCACAGUGUUCGCGGAGUUGUUUCCUUAGCAAACAAUGGUCCUAAUACCAAUGGAUCUCAGUUCUUCAUCACAUAUGGGAAGCAACCACAUCUGGAUAUGAAGUAUACUGUCUUUGGGAAGGUAAUUGAUGGCUUGGAGACCCUGGAUGAGUUGGAGAAGCUGCCAGUGAAUGAGAAAACGUAUCGACCUCUUAACGACGUUCAUAUUAAGGACAUCACAAUUCAUUCCAAUCCUUUUGCUCUAUAGAGAUUGGUCAGGCUAACUACUGAUCACGAUGUUUACACUGGAAGUGUCAGUAAAAUUCUGUCAUGCCUUUACUCCUUGACGGCAGGACUUUCAGUAACUGAUAGCGUCAGACAUGGUCCCAGUGGGAAAAAUGAACUCUGGCUUUUUUAAAUCUAGAUAUUCCACAGUCCGCCAAGACUUUGGUUUGUAAUUUUUUUGUAUUAUUAUUUUGUACAUGUGGAGAGAAGAUGAGGGAAAGAAUUGUAACAACCAUAUACACAUCCCUUUCCCAACCUGUGUUUUUGUCUAAAUAUUCUUUUGAGUCUUUCCUAGGACAUUUUAAUAUUACUUACCUAAUGCCUUUCUAAGAAUAAUUGUUAGCCUUUUUCCUAGAAGACAGCACUCUCAUAAAGACAGACCCUGCAUAAAGAAGCUCCUGCCUGGGAAUCUACUUGACCAUAAACUGCUCCUCCCUUCAGCAGUGCAACCAAUGAAUACUUACAACAGUUUAACAAAUGCCAUUUUAUAACUGUUUAAGAGUUGAAAAUCAUUAAACAAUCUUCAGUUUUUAACUGGGAAAAAUGUUACCUGCAACAAAUCUCUGGACGUAGAUUUAGCUAAUGUAUAAGAAUUUACGCUGCUUGUUACAGCUCCAACCCAAAAUAAAGCUUCCCUAGUAUUGGGCCAUAUAAAGUGUUAGUUUUCCA
This is a messenger RNA of Alligator sinensis (Chinese alligator), 1683 nucleotides long. It is a transcript of the gene PPIL3, whose product is annotated as peptidylprolyl isomerase like 3. The record is from RefSeq and is a predicted model, not a curated record. Gene Ontology annotation, biological process: protein folding; protein peptidyl-prolyl isomerization. Bases 512 to 997 code for a protein of 161 amino acids. NCBI's taxonomy places the organism in Eukaryota, Metazoa, Chordata, Crocodylia, Alligatoridae. Gene Ontology annotation, cellular component: catalytic step 2 spliceosome. Gene Ontology annotation, molecular function: peptidyl-prolyl cis-trans isomerase activity. The transcript has 7 exons.